ACUAGAUGUCCUGGGUUAUAAAACGAACGUACCCAGUACGCCUCUGUAGUCGUUAGCACGCCGUGUGGAACUGGACUCAGUCUCCUUCUAGGGGGAACUGGGCUAAGGUCACUAAAAUCAGUGUUUUCUUUAUGUUGAAAGGGAGACUGCGGUGAAGUCGACUGACAAACAGCCAUGGUAUUCCUGACGCUGUCAUGCUGGAUCAGAAACCGUGGGCCCGACAGAUACUGGAAAGUUCAAGAAGUUCUCAAGCAUGCGCGGCACUUCAGAGGCAGAAAGAACCGCUGCUACAGCCUGGCUGUGCGGGCGGUCAGGAGGGCAUUCGUCUACGCCACCAAAGCCCGGAGGCUGAAGAAACGCAACAUGAGAACGCUCUGGAUCACACGCAUUGCAGCGGCAUCACGAGAGCAUGGAAUGAAGUAUCCUGCCCUUAUGCACAACCUUACAAAGAGCAGCGUUCAGCUGAACCGACGUGUUAUCAGUGAUCUGGCCAUCACAGAACCUCGGUCAUUCCUCUCACUCGCUAAACUGGCACAGGCUCGGCAACAAGAAGGCUUCCGUGCAGCGCUGGGUGAUGGCAAAGAGCCUCCUGGUGUCUUCUCCCGUAUCGUUUUACUACAGUAAAGGACUUUCUACAGCUAUGGAUUUUCAGUUGCGGUGUGGUUCAAAGAGCAGCGCUCUUGGAUUGUUGAGAUGAUCCCGAAACAGUCAACCAGACACACACUCACCUCUUUGCUUUACAGUUGCUGUUUCAUCUAGGUAUUUUUCAUAUGAUCAUAUAAGGUUAAUUUAGUUUAUUUUUUAAUACUCUCUUGAUCAGUAUACCAGGGGUUGCACCAUGCUUAAUGACCCACAUUGAGACCAGGGUCUGAUCACCAUGUCUAGUGUGGGUUGCUUGGUGUUCAUGGUGAGGAGUUCACUGGUUGACCAGAGAGUUGACAGUUCUGUUAUGCACUGCCUGACCAAAGUCGCUCAUCUGCAUGUCCCACACAGGUCUCCACCAGCUCCACACUGGUCUUUGGUGUCACUAACUCCCUGCCCAGUUUCUUUACUUAAUAUGUUCCUCUUCAGCCAUGCUGCAAUUUUGCUGUUCAAACUCAGUGCAUGUAUGAAAAGAGAUUUGACAAAUUUCGGACUUUUCCAAGCCGGUGAUAUUUAUUGUUGUCUGUGUUACAGUACUGACAAUGGGCAACUCUGUAAUACUGUAGUCACCGCUGCACUCUUAAGUCAUCACAAGAGCAUCAUCAUAAUCCAAGCUUGCAGCCGGAAUAGCAACUGUUUGUCCACAGACAGACCUGCUCCUGCUACAUUCACUGACUGAAGUCCAACAUCUAUUAUCGUGUGCCAGAGAUUUCCUGCUGCAGAGUUUCCUAUAAAAAAUGCUCCUCAGCAGCUCCCCUGAUUUCCUCCACUAUCACCAUAGAGGAUGUGAUUAUCAAUUUCCUUCACUCUCCCUGUGUAAAUCAGAUAUAACCUUUUGUUAAAUUAUUAUUUGAUGCUACUGGAUUAUGAGUUUUGGGGGGGUUUGGGAAGAAAAGUGACCUCAAGCUUUAUCAUGUGAUGACUUUUUGCUCUUUGUAAAUAUAUAUUUUGCCCUUUGUUGUGGUAAGAUUGUCCUCAUAAUGUUUAGUUCAUUAAACAUUUUGAUAUAUA
Messenger RNA from Xiphias gladius (swordfish), 1653 nucleotides. RefSeq names its product mitochondrial ribosomal protein L20 (gene mrpl20). Gene Ontology annotation, molecular function: structural constituent of ribosome; rRNA binding. The record is from RefSeq and is a predicted model, not a curated record. The transcript is spliced from 4 exons. Gene Ontology annotation, biological process: translation; ribosomal large subunit assembly. The coding region runs from base 175 to 624 and encodes 149 amino acids. Gene Ontology annotation, cellular component: ribosome. Lineage: Eukaryota; Metazoa; Chordata; Actinopteri; Istiophoriformes; Xiphiidae.